CAUUUAACUUACGUUUACGUUUAUCGAAACAGCAAUGUAAUAGGAGUAUAUUCAAUAUUGUAAUAUUUAUAAAUUUAAUCCAAAAGCGAAGUACACUGAGACUCUUUCUUCACUGUAAACUUUCGGGAACUCCUCUUCACUCUGACGUCAUAUGAGUCAGAACAGAGAAAGAAAGAAUUGACAGUCAAAGGCAAAGGCUCGUUUAUGGGAAAAUCAUGAGGGAUGUAUCAACACUUUAUUUUUUAAUAUUUAUGAUAUUACUCGGAAAAAAAGCUUUAUCACAGUGGAUUUCCGAACCAUCACUUCCAAAUUAUCCUGUUUGUUCAUCUACAAAGACAUUAACAGAUAUAAGCGGGGAAUAUAAUUUCAAGGAUGAUAUUUACAGAUCUAGAGAUUUCUGUUUAUAUAUAGUUAGUGAAGAUCACUCUACAUUAUCUGUAAGAUUUCUGGAUUUUAAUUUUGGUUUCGAAGAUGAGAAUGGAAACUGCUCCAACUUUCUGGAGAUUGGAACACCGAAAGAUUCUCCUCAACCUCAGCAGAAAAGAUACUGCGGCUCAAAGUCACCUCCACCCUUUGUAUCAAGCUCUGAUAUUGUAUGGAUUUGGGUUCACAGAGAAUUCAUGCUCAGACAGUCUAAUAUUGAACUGAUAUACGAUGCAGCACCAAGAUGUAACGGAGACAUUGUCAUCAAUUCCUACACGUUUUUAACGUCACCAAAAUAUCCAACCUCUGUAUUUAAUUGCGCCUGGACGAUCUUAGUUCGUGAAUCUGUGUCGGAUCAACCACUCCAGAUUCAGCUUACGAAUUGGUUUAUUCAAAACUCUGCAGCCAGUUUGGAAAUCUAUGACAGUAGAGGAGGAAAAUUCUUGGCGAGAUUUGAUGAAAGCACAAGCGCUGACAAAGCCACAAAUGUUGUGAUCACGACCACUGGUCCUCAUGCUUAUGUUUCAUUCUACUCCGACACUUUGGGUAUCGGUAAAGCUGAUUUUAAUGCAACAGUAAAGAUCAAAGGAUACUGUACCCCAGGAACUCUACCCUGUGGUGACGGAAUGAACUGUUAUUCACAUGAACAAAUUUGCAACAGUCAGCAGGAUUGCUCAACUGGUUAUGAUGAACUGGGUUGUGGGGACUGUAAAGCUACUCAGUUCUGGUGCGGUAGAGAAGAUGGAAGUUGUUAUAAUCGCGAUCAACGAUGCAAUGGUUUCAAAGAUUGUCCGAGAAGUUUACAAGAUGAGACCAACUGUAGAAUUUGUGGUCCAGGAUCAUUCCUAUGCAAAUCAGACAGUAAAUGUAUUUAUGAGAGAUGGAGAUGCGAUGGAGACUUUGAUUGCAGUGAUAAGUCGGACGAACAAGAUUGUGAUUAUACUGCAAGUAGAAGAGUGAUAACUGCAGCAGUUAUUGGAUCUCUUGUUUGUAGUUUGUUGCUCGUGAUUGCUUUGGGUUGCACUUGUAAAUUGUAUUCACUCCGGGCUUCUCAUCACAGAUAUUCUCAUCAUCAAUACAGAGCAACUCCAUUGACUAGAGUUGAAAGGGAAUUAUUCCAAAGACAAGCACCUCCUACCUAUGAUAUGACAAUAAGUGGCACCAGUACAGAAUCAGCGUCAAGUACUCGAUCUCAGAGACAAAGGAGAAGAAGAAAUCGGAGAUAUCAGUUCCAACGUGCUGCUCCUGCUAAUAUAGGUCAUCAGUGCAAUAACAGUAGCAGAGAGGAAAGCAUAGAAUCCAACAAUCCAGCUCCACCAGAAGCUGAACCUAGUGUAUCAGUACAACCAACUGUAACUUCAACAUCUGCGAAUCCUGUCACGAGCGAAGAACAAACCUCGUCGAACGCCGAACUUCGACAAAAUUCCGCUUCUUUUGUCAUCGAAUCGAUUCCUGAUAUACUCGCAGAAAUGAUUUUUGCACCCAGACAGGGUCGAGCGAACCCCGCCCAUCGAAACGGGGUUUUGAAUCCUGUCAGGACUUCUACCCCGAUCCCAAUCGAAACUAGAGAAAGUGGAACGCAAACAAGUUCGAACACUAAUCCAGGGAAUGGUGCUAAUACUCCUAACACCACCGCCACAACACGGCAGACUCCUACCACAUCAUCUGGGAUGAGGGUGGUACGAAGUACAUCAAGGUCAAGAGGUCGAAACAGAAGAUCGAAUUCAAAAGAUCAGCAAGCCAAACCAUUACCUAAGAAAAAGAGAAUUUUACCUGUCAUGGUGCAAGCACCCUGUCCUGAUGCAGUUGUAGAGGAAGACACGUUAGCAUGCGUUUACCCAUGUCCGCCUUCAUAUUCCCAAGCUGUGGAAUCCAAUGACCCUAAAGUUGAAAGCUCGUCGGCAGAAACGCAAAAUGAAGUUUCUCUGAUUGGUAGUAUUAAUGAGGAUGACGCAGGAGAAACAACAGAUCAAGUUUUCAGUCCAGAAGAAGAUUCACUCAAAACGACAAAAUCGAGUUUUUUCCCGUUUUCGUUGGGGCAAGCUUUGCGAAAUAUUACAUUUUCACGAUUCAGUAAGAAUCCGUACCUACAAAUUGAAGCUGAGGAUAUUAUUGUUGGAUCUAAUAGCAACGAAGCCGGUGUAUCGGGAAUCAACUCCAAUGCUGGUGAUGACAAUUCCUCAUCGCAGCGACAAUUGAGGCCGAGUAUAAGUUCCGACGAAUCCAUGCUCGAUUGCACUUUCGAUACCGACUCUCUGGGUCCGAAUAACGAACUUCAAGACAUGUCUUCUAAGAAUAUGACAACCCACACAAAUUCCAUGACAUCGGGAAAUAAUAUGAAAGUAUUUCCGAAGAGAAAGAAUAAUGUUAACCCUUUCAAUACAAAUGAAGACUCAUCCAGCUGCAAUACAUCGCUUGAUAUGUCCACAUCCAGAGAGAACGCAUGAUAUUGAGGGUUAAAAUUCAAAUUUUCCAGGGGCAAGUCAUAUUUUUAUUCCAAUUGCCUAUUUUUCUUUUGCUUGAUGAGGCGCAUAUGAUUUUAUACUAGGUAUAUCGACGGUGUGACACGAAAGUGGCAGCGCGCCGAACCCAGGCAAGUGCAAAUCUGCAUUUCAUCUUUUAAAGACACUCUGAAUUCUCUUUUUUUAUUUCUGCUGUCUAUAUUAAUUUCUCAUUAUUUUUUUCUGUAUUUACAAUGUGUCAGUAUUGUUGUUUUUAACCCAUGCAUCAUAAAAUAGCAAAACAUACUUAGUUGUUUCUGUAAAGGCAUACUUAACAAUGUGAAUAGCGCUAUCUUGAUUAGUGAAUAUUCAUUAACCAGUCGUGGAAGUGCGAGUUUAGGGAUGUCGAAAUAUAAUUUCCUGGAAGACCUUACCCAAGUUAUUUUGAAGUUUUGUAUACGAAUCCUUGGUUAAAAAUAGUUCAGCCCUGGCCUAGUGUUUAAAGCGUCAAACUAUAAUGGCAUCACAACUUAAAUUCUUGGGUUCAAAUCACAUUCCCAUCGUCUCAUCCACGUUCUAAUUGAUUGUGUCGAUAAUACAAAAUUUUGGCCCUUCAAAUCUAAAGUUUCUUACCCAGCGCUGGUGGCGUGGGCAGAACCUUUUUCAGAGCUAAAAGUAUUUAUUUCAUCACGCUAGUUGUUUCACUGCUGUUGGAUCAGUGCAUUUGACGAAUAUUUUAAUAAUGAGCGAAAGUUUAUACAUUAUUGUAUUUUUUUAUUCUUGGCCCAAACCUUCUGUAACUAGGUUUGUGUUUUUUGUGUGUGUGCUGAUGAGGGGGCACAUUUUUUUCACAGUUUGAACUUUUUUUUAGGAUAUUAGUCGCUCUCCAGAAUUCUCUAUUUUAGUUAAGAGUACCUAUAUUAUGGAGUUUUCAAAAUAAACUGUCUGUUUCAAAUGUAUCCGAUGUUUUCUUUUUUUUUUAUUCACUAUUUUGUACUGUGUAAGCGCUUAUUAUUAAUCUUUGUCUAUUUCCCCCAUGUUGUCAAUAAAAACGGUGGAAUUCACUCAA
Styela clava is the source of this 3933-nucleotide messenger RNA. RefSeq lists its product as uncharacterized. The record is from RefSeq and is a predicted model, not a curated record. Gene Ontology annotation, cellular component: plasma membrane. NCBI's taxonomy places the organism in Eukaryota, Metazoa, Chordata, Ascidiacea, Stolidobranchia, Styelidae. Gene Ontology annotation, molecular function: protein binding.